Molecule: messenger RNA, 4961 nt
Organism: Gallus gallus (chicken)
Lineage: Eukaryota; Metazoa; Chordata; Aves; Galliformes; Phasianidae
Exons: 1
Coding region: 350-2032 (560 amino acids)
Biological process (GO): viral process
Source: RefSeq, a predicted model, not a curated record
GGGGCCAUUUUACCGCUCAUCAUAUUGGUGUCACCUCGGUAUUUGGCCAAGCCGCAGGCUCCCCUAAGCAACGAACAUCACGGUUGCCUGCGAAAGGCAACAAGUGGUGACCCCGACGUGAUGCUUAGGGGAAUGAGUCGGCUGUCUGCUUGACGGGGCAGGAGCCCACCGCGGAGCGUUAGCACUUGCUGGGCGGUGGAAGCCGGGGGACAAGCCCGGGGACAGAGGGAAUCUGCAGUCACCCCUCUGUCGGCGGAGGUCGCGGACGAGCGACAGAUAUACCCUCCGGAAUCACGCCGGAGAAGAGCCUGGGAUCCUGGUCUCAACUGGGAGGAGGAUCGGAGGCGACAUGGAAACCGUCAUAAAGGUGAUCGUUCACGCGUGUAAGACCUAUCACGGGAAGCAUGCUCCUUCUCAGAAGGAGAUAGCUGCGGUCCUCUCGUUGCUUGAGAGGGAGGGGCUAUUAACAUCGCCCCACGAUAUUUGUGACCACAAUAAUUGGGAUUCGAUUACCGCUGCCUUAUCCCAAGGAGCAAUGGUCACUCAGAUAACAGUGGAGUUAAAAACUUGGGGUCUGAUACUGGGGGCGUUGAAAGCGGCCAGAGUUGAGGGAAAGGUAUUGGCAGAGGCUCGAUACCUUUUGGGUCUCAGCGGAGGAGGCGAGACAUGGGACCCGGUCGGGUCCGAUGGGGACUCGGGAGCAGUUUCUUGCAGGGGCCGAGAGGAGACGGAGCCGCCAAUGACCGUUGGCGAGAUGGCGCCGGCUGAGCCGACCGCGCUCAGUUCAAAAGAAGACAAACAACAAGAGAGCGAAAGGCCGUUGUCUCGUCCCCCUCCCCCGUAUCCGAACCCCUCAGGCGGAACGUUGUAUCCUUUAUCAGAAUUACGUCAGUGUUACCUGACUCAAGGGGGCGGAGGAAGCUGUGAUCUACAUGGGCAGGAUCAACUUAGUGCCCACAUGGGGAGGGACCAGACGAAAGGUCCGUCCAAUGCGGACAGGGGGCAGAGCCUACCGUCUCUGGUCUCUCCCAGGAGUGAUAGUGUAGAGGAGAAAGAAGGGACUGGCUUUGAGUGCAGGGGGAAGGAUCAAAUGACGGACUGGAAUGGGAUUAGAUCGGAGGCUCUGGGGAAGGGUAUAGUUCCAGAGGCAUUCCGGGUGAUUGUGAGUGAUCGUGGUCCCGAAUGGGUGCCGCCUGACCCCGGGGGUGUUACGCGCCUGGUGGAAUUUAUGGAUAAAAGAGGCCUGAAAUCGCCUCUGACAUUAAAUGCACUACAAACUUUGGCUGCACUGGGGCCUCUCUUCCCCCGUGACAUCACAAACUUAAUGCGUACGGUGCUCAGGCUGGUUCAAUAUACGUUAUGGGAGACGGACUGGAUGGCCGAGUUGGGGGGCCGUGCCGGGGCGGCAGUGGUCAGCCCGCGCCGCUCCCUGCAUGGGACUGGCAUACAGCGGCUUUCAGGGAAGGCCGUGGGAGUGGCUUCGCCCCAGGGCCAGCUAGCGAGACUGAGGCCAGGGGAGCUAAUAGCAGCCACAGAUGCAGUGGUGGAAGCGUUUAAUAAACUUGUGCAUAAGGCCGAACCACCUACUCCGUGCACAGAUAUUACCCAGGGCGCGAAUGAAUCCUUUCAAAGCUUUGCAGACAGGCUUUUAGCUGCUGCAGAGGGGUCUGAUCUCCUGGAACCAGCCCAAGGGCCAGUGAUCAUUGACUGCCUGCAACAGAAAUCGCAUGACAAUGUUAAGGCAUUGCUGCGAGCCGGCCCAAGUACGCUUAAUACCUCGGGAGAAGUUAUUCAGUAUGUCUUAGAUAAGCUCAAGGUGGCUCAUUUAACUAAUGAAGGGCUAGCCACAGCUAUUGUCGUAGCUGUUGGCUUGCGGCAGCAAAGAUUGCUGCAGCAGCAAGGGCUGUGUUUCCGAUACGGCCAGUAUGGCCAUGUUAGAGCACAGUGCCCCUGUGGGGGAGGCCAGUCAGGGCCUCCUGAUCACAGGAAGGGCUUACUAAAGGGUAUCAGUCGUCGGGUAUGUGGCAGUUAAACAUCAUGAAUCUGGGAAAAACUCUGUGGGUACCAUCGCGAAAAGUAAUACCAGAUAUAAGUAACAUAUCUGCAAAAAGUGAGUCUAGGUGCGAGUUUUCUACAGAAAUUCUUCGUUGGCAAACCGAAGCCAACUCCAGAACAACUGAGGGACAGACGAUGGGAUUGAGGAGCACUCAUCAAGAGGAGCACUACACCUGCAAUGCUGACACUUCCAAUGUUGCCGAUGUUUAUGGUGUCCCUGGCGAUUACAGCGUGUUGCAAACAACUACAAUGGACGCAAUAACAUCUGCAGAAGAUUAAAGAAGAGCGUGAUCCCUUUGGAAACUGGCUGAACAGACUGUUUGGGGAAACGGGUUCAUGGUUAAAGCAAUUGCUUAAGGUUUUCGCAAUAGGGUUUGCAAUCUUUGUGUGUAUUCUAAUCUGUCUUCCACGCUUUGCAGGAUGCUUGUAGAACUGCCUUCAGCAAAUUAUGGAAAAGACUUUUGACUAUCAGAUUGAGUAUCAUAGACUGCGUGAAAAGUUGUAGAAGGGUUUAGGUUGUUGCGUUCAUGCUGUAACGGGGCAAGGCUUAGCUGAGCACGGGAAAGGAUUCCCUGUUGCUCUGAAGUUUGCUUAAGAAUUGUAGAAAGUAGUAGGAAUAGUGUGCUGAAAUAUAUUUAGGAUUAGGCGUUUUGCGUUGCUUCGCGAUGUACGGGUUAGGCGUGUGUGUAAGUAGUAUUUAGCUUAGGGAGGGGGAGAUGUUGUAGUAAGCGUCUUGCGGGGGCACGGGAUGUAUGGGACAGGCCUCUCCCUAAGCAUAGAGAGACAGUGCUAUCGUGCUGACCUUGAUGCAGAGAAAACAGGAGAAGAAGAAGAAUGAGAAAAGAAUGUGGAGACGGCCAAAUAGGGCAUGGUGUUGUCUGGUAUGAACCAAUCAGAGUGGGACAUGACAGCACGGUUUUGUAGGUAAAAAUGUAAUAUAAGCUGUGUUUUAGUAGUGAAUAGGGGCCAUUUUACCGCUCAUCAUAUUGGUGUCACCUCGGUAUAUGGCCAAGCCGCAGGCUCCCCUAAGCAACGAACAUCACGGUUGCCUGCGAAAGGCAACAACAACUCAGCAGAAUAGGAGACGAAGGGUAUCCAAAACCAUGAAAAAAUGGAGGUAAGUUCAGAGGAAUCGAUGUUACCACUGUAAUUUCAAAGAGUAGGCUAAGUGGGGUACCUGAUAAAGGCAAAGCAAGAGGAAGAGAUUAUAUUGCCAUUUUCUAACAUCAGCAGUUUCAGUUGUCCAUUUAAAGCUGUGACUGAACCUUGUUCUAGGGGAAAGUUGCAAGGUGGAGUCGUUCCUGGGGAACUCAGUAGUGUCUUAAUUCAGAUUCAAACUUAACACUAAAAUUGCUCUUAAAGACUUCAAAACAUGUCUGAGGAACAUUCAAUCUCACCCCAUACAUUUAGUUUAGUAAAAUCUGUAUUACAGUUAAUAAUACAUGCUUGUUUCUAAAGUAGUGUCAAAAGUCACUUGAUUUGGCAUGCCUCUCAACGUUGGAGUAUUUAUUUACAACAAAAUAUAUCUUCUAUAAAAUAUAAGGCUCAGUCUUAUCUCACAUUUGUGGCCUUGUUAAGGGACAUAUAUAGAUAAGAGGUAAACAGUCUUCUAAAAGAAUAUAAGCAAUUUAUCUAAAUCCUUUUGGGAAAACGAAUAGAAAUAUAGACUUUUUGCCUGCCAUAUAGCAUAAUGAAUGACUGGACUAAUAAUAGUAUCUAAAAUUUUGCUGCUGGUUACAUGCUGUUCAGCAGGUCUGCUGUGUUAACUCCUCUCUGCAGAGACCACACUGUCUCUCACCUUCUUUUAGGCUUUAUCAGCAGUUCCUCAUUUUGUGUGAAUGCCCUUUCUCUAUUCCUUUGAUUCUUCUCUUUUUUUCUUACAGUAUAUGUAUCAGUUUCUUCCUCUCUGUAACCCUUUUCUCUUUUCACAUGCCUUUCAGUAAUUUUUGUUUCCUUCCCUCUCCCUGCUGUCUCCUUGUCUUUAUUUCCUGCACCCUUAAAACAUUCCUUACCCUGCAGAUAUGUAUUUUGGAUUAUCUGAGAGAUCAUCUUAUUUCUUGCAAACCAGUGUUUUAUUGUAAAACAAUUGAUUCUGAUUUUUUGGGGGGUCAUGCUAUAACACACACAUUCUGUAUGAAAACAGCUCCCAAAUCCACCUAAAUUCUAAUUUACGUUCCCUGCUAUAUGUGUAUGGAUGAAGAGAAAAAAGAAUACAAAUAGUGUAUCUUUAAAGUAUGUGUCCAUUUUUGUUUGCUGUCCAACUUGCAAUUAUUUGUUUCAUAAUUUUUUUUUCUAUUUCAUUUUUUAAAAUCCCAACACCUACAAUAUAUAGAAAUAAAAGUAAUGAUGUUAGGAAUGACCAAUUUUAAUAAAUAUGUUUAAUCCAAUGAAUAUUAUAUAUUGGUUGGAUUGUUUUUUCAGAGCUUCCAAAUGAAAAAAACAUCGUUUUUUUUAAAAAAAGAAGAUAUCAUUAAAUUGUGUUUUCAGAAGCAUUUAUUAUUAUUCUUAACACCACUAUGUCACACACAAGUUUCCUCGUUUUAGAACUUUUAAAUUUUGGUUGCCUGCAAUGAUAACUAUAUGUUUCUUCCUUUCCUCUUUUUUAAAACUCAGUGUCUAAAACUGAACACCAACCUGAAAAGGAUUUUUCAUCAUAUUUCUUACCGUGUUUCAAAGACACACUUCUUACUUCCUUCUAAACUUUACCCGAGAGCUAAUAACCCCUCGACAGAUUCUUUCUCUCAGACAAAAGCGUCUGGACAGUUACUUGUCAUUGUAGAUAAGAUUCCAUAUUUAUUAGAAACCUGUUAAUGUUACCUUCUUAUAUUGAAAUUCACAGCUGCAACAAGAUAUGGUUCAAAAAUAUGGACAAUUUCAUACAGGUGAAAUAAAUAUGAUAUACUUAA